UUUAAAGGUCAUCCUUUUGGCAGCAUCAACUAACGGAAAGUCAGCUCCCUGAACAUGGCUGAGUUUGGAGAGAUCCUCCGGAAUAUCGGAGAGUUUGGAACAUUUCAGAAGGUCACCCUUUUUGCUCUUUGCUUCCCAAAUGUUAUCCUGCCUUUUCAUUUUGCCAGUGUAUUUUUUAUCCAGUCAGAUCCGGAGCGGCACUGUAACACAGACUGGAUCCUCAGGGCUGAUCCUAACCUGACCACAGAUGAGCAGCUGAACCUGACUCUGCCCCGGGAGGAGGAUGGGACCUUCAGCAGGUGUCGGAUGUUCGUCCCUGUGGACUGGGACAUUGGUGCCAUCAGGGAGUACGGACUCAAUGAGACGACAGUGUGUCAGAAUGGAUGGGUGUACGGCAAGACCCUGUAUGAUGCCACCAUAGUCACUGAUUUUGAUCUAGUUUGUGAUAAGGCAAACUUGUUGCAAGUGGCACAAACAGUGUUGAUGGCUGGCAUUCUAGUUGGUUGUCUCUUAUUUGGACCUUUUGCUGAAUCGUUUGGUCGUAAACGAGCAGCUCAGAUGCCAGUUUUUGUCAUGCUCAUAUUCACCGUAACAACUGGACUGUGCCCCAACUUCUAUUCAUAUCUAGCAUCCCAGUUCAUGGUGGGAAUUGGCUAUGGAGGUUUUCGACUGAAUGGCGUCAUAUUAGCCACUGAGUGGAUCGGUGUGUCUAGGCGUUCAUGGGGAGCAUGUGUGACUCAGCUGUUUGGUGCAGUUGGGCAGUGUGUCCUCGCUGGUAUGAUCUACUUCAUCCGAGACUGGAGACUGGCUCAGUUCAUCACAGCUGCUCCGUUUGCAGUGAUCUCUAUUUACAUAUGGUUCAUUCCAGAGUCAGCCAGAUGGUUGCUGGGCAGAGGAAGGAUAGAAGAGGCUAAACAGCUGAUUACCAAAGUGGCAGCCAUCAACAAGCACCCUGUUUCGGAUUCUCUGCUGGAAAAUAUGGUUAAGAAAGAAACUGAGAAAAAGGGAGGCAUAAUAAUUCUUAUCCAAUCAUCUGUGCUUAGGAAGUAUUUCUUUACGCUACUAUUGGCAUGGUUCUCGUUGAAUGUUGCCUACUACUGCCUUUCAUUUAAUGUGGGAAAUUUUGGCUUGGACAUCUUCCUGACACAGCUCAUGUUCGGUCUGACUGAGCUACCAGCUCAUAUACUUUGCAUCUGGCUGUUAGAGGCACUGGGGAGAAAAAUAUCACUGAUGGCAACACUUCUGAUUGGAGGAUUCUUGUGCAUGUUAAUCCUAGCUGUUCCUCAAGGUAAUGCUGUUGCUGUGACUGCAUUAGUAACCUCGGGACGUUUUUUCAUAAACUGGGCAGGGUCCGUAUGUAAUGUGUACGUUCAGGAGCUCUUCCCAACAUCUUUUCGACAAACAGCCUCUGGGUUGGGCUCCAUUGCAAGCAGAGCCGGUGGCUUGCUGUCUCCAUUGCUCAACAUGUUGGCCAUGUACCACCAGUCCAUACCCACCAUUGUUUUAAGCAGCCUCUGUCUGAUCAGUGGAGCUCUCAGCUUCCUGCUCCCUGAGACCAGGAGAAAAGAGCUUCCUGAUUCAACUGAUGAGGCUGAGGGCAACAGAAAUAAGACAACCUGGAUGAAGCAAAGUCAAGCAAACGACCCUGCACAAUGCAAAACUUCCAGAUUGUAGUCUGAGCACUUCUAUGAUUUACUUUCUUUUUGUUGUGCACAAAAUCAGCUGUAGAUAUUUAUUGUUUUCAGGACAAAUUGUAAUGUUUUGGUGGGCAGCAAAUCUUUACUUGUAGAAAGAAAUAUCAAGUCGUCAUUGGAAAAUUGCUGUGAAAUGUGCUAGUACUUUCAUGAUUUCCAUGUUGGACACUCCAUUUUUCACUCCAGUCAUGUGUCAGCUUUACACACAUCUCCAAAUGUUGUGAUCCGAUGGCACUUUUUAUUUAAAAUUCUGCUAUAUUUUGUCAGUUGGUUUUUGCAACACUUUGCUUUUUUUUUUUUAACUUAAACUAUCACUAACUAAUAAAUUAUUAUUAUCAAGUA
Acanthopagrus latus (yellowfin seabream) is the source of this 2036-nucleotide messenger RNA. Its product is annotated as solute carrier family 22 member 13-like. Gene Ontology annotation, cellular component: membrane. Bases 55 to 1674 code for a protein of 539 amino acids. Lineage: Eukaryota; Metazoa; Chordata; Actinopteri; Spariformes; Sparidae. The record is from RefSeq and is a predicted model, not a curated record. Gene Ontology annotation, biological process: transmembrane transport. The transcript has 10 exons. Gene Ontology annotation, molecular function: transmembrane transporter activity.